AAAUAAACCUCCUCCAAUGGCUGCCGCUACCUCGCUGCUCAUCACAUCAUUCAUAUUACUUGGUCUACAUCUUACAGAAGCGCAAAUUGGAGUAUGUUAUGGAAGGAAAGGAAACAACUUACCAAGCGGAGAAAAUACAACACAACUCUACGACUACUACGGCAUAGAAGCAAUGAGACUCUACGAGCCCGAUGAAACGACACUCAAAGCCCUACAAGGAGCAGGCAUCAAGCUCAUGUUGGGUGUCCCUAAUGAAGAAAUUGAAUGUAUGGCGUGUGAUCAACCCAUCGCCGAUGAAUGGGUUCAGGACAACGUCGUCCCCUAUGUAGAAUUUAUCAAAUACAUUGUUGUCGGAAAUGAAAUCCAUCCGUCUGACCAACCAGCCUCAUCAGUCGAAUCAGCUAUGCAAAACAUAUUAAAUGCACUAAAUUCUAACAAUAUAACUAGUGAUAUAAAGGUUUCAACGGCCAUUGACACGAGUUUAAUCAUAAACUCGUAUCCACCAUCUAAUGCCAAAUUUAAAAACUUAUCAUAUGUUGGCCCAAUAAUAAACUUCUUAACAAUUAAUGAAUCGCCUUUGUUGGUAAAUAUUCAACCCUACACUACUUAUAUGAAUGAUCCGAAAAAUAUUAGACUAGACUUUGCGUUAUUUACUGCUUGUGGGAUUGUAUUUACGGAUGAAAAUAGUGGUAAAAAUUAUCAGAAUUUAUUCGACGCAAUAUAUGAUGCAAUGUAUGUAGCAAUAGAAAAAGUUGUUACAAAUGCACCUAAUGAUGAGUACACCUAUUCAGUCGAUAAUGGUCGUAGGCACAACAAGAGGCACAAGCCACCUAGGGUGGUGAUCUCGGAAAGUGGGUGGCCGUCGAAAGGUGGAUUUGGUGAAAAAAUAAAGAUGAAGGCUAGUAGAAAAAGGCACCACCAAACGAACGGGGGCUUAGAGUGUGGAGGGGAGUUACAUAACGGAGUGGAAGAGGCCGCCACACCGGAAAAUGCAAAGACUUACUACACCAAUUUGAUCAAACAUGUUAAGAAGGGGACUCCUUUGACACUAGGUCAAGAGAUUGAAACAUACUUGUUUGCAAUGUUUGACGAGGAUCAGAAACCCGGGGAUGAAUCGGAGCGUUCUUACGGCCUUUUUACACCCGAUCAACAACCUAAGUAUGGCGUACUCGACAUUUGUUGAUCGAUAUUUAUUACCUAUAUGUAUGUAUAAUUGCAAAAUAAGUAUCUUGAUAAUGUUGUGUGCAUUAGGAGUUUCCUAACAAGAAAAGCUUUCUAAAUGUCGUGGCCUUUUUUUUUUUAUGAAUUUUAAUAGAGAUAAGUACUUGAAUUGGUAUAAUUUUGUGUACUAAGCUAACAUGAUUUCCUAGUAAUAUAAGUUGUAACCAUAUCAUA
Molecule: messenger RNA, 1395 nt
Organism: Chenopodium quinoa (quinoa)
Lineage: Eukaryota; Viridiplantae; Streptophyta; Magnoliopsida; Caryophyllales; Amaranthaceae
Product: glucan endo-1,3-beta-glucosidase-like
Exons: 2
Coding region: 17-1183 (388 amino acids)
Biological process (GO): carbohydrate metabolic process
Cellular component (GO): plasma membrane
Molecular function (GO): hydrolase activity, hydrolyzing O-glycosyl compounds
Source: RefSeq, a predicted model, not a curated record